GCUCAUUCCUCAGCCGAGUCGCGUGAAAGUUGGACGCAAAGUAAGCGCAGAGACGAAGAAAGCAGAAGACAGCAGACAGUCGGAUUCUUUAUUCAAGAACAAACAGUGAACUGGUUGGGGAUUGGCUGUGUGACCCACUUCCAGACCGAGACCGAAGACAGAAUUUCGGCCCCAAAGUGAAACCCAAUCGCAGCUCGUACUUGGGCGCUUUAAAUUCUAUCCCGACUUUUUCACUUUCGCUCGUAAAGAGCGCGGGCUGCGUCAUCUGGGCGAAAUUAGCAUAUCCAUAUCCAAAAGCUGCUAAUCAAUUACGAAACUAGAAAAGUGAAACACAGAGUCCAUCUUAGCCAACUUCCGUUUACUUGUACUUUCAUGCAGACGAACCCGAAAAAUGAGCGGAAAGAUGGUCUUCAUUGUGCUCGUCGCCGUGUUGGGCUCCACUUUUGCCCAGGAGCAGCCCUACUACCUGCAACAGUGCCCACGGGACGAGGCCCAGAUAAACGAAUGCCUUCGCGAAAGUGGCAACAAGCUGGUGCACUACCUGCAGAAGGGAGUGCCGGAGUUGGACAUCUAUGAGAUCGAACCCGUGAUGAUUGAUGAAAUCGGCAUUGUGUUGGGCAGUGGUCCGGAUGGCUACCGCGCACUUUUCCGGAACAUUCAGGCCUACGGUGUGAGCAAUAUCACAGUGACCAACAUCCGCUCCGACUUGGACUCGCUGCAGUUCCAGCUGACGUGCGAGAUACCCCGCAUUCGCGUCAAGGCGCAGUACCGGUCCACAGGUGUUCUGAUCUUGGUGAAGGCCUCCGGAGCCGGCGACUACUGGGGGGAGUACGAGGGAGUUAAGGCCAAGAUCUACUUCAAGGCGGUGGCCAAUGAGGGUCCCGACGGUCGCACCUACCUGACGACGGACUCCGUCAAGAUGGACUUCAACGUGAAGGAGAUCCAAAUGGGUGUGGACAACAUCGCCAAUGGCAACACAGUGAUACAGGCUGCUCUCAAUCUGUUCAUCAACUCCAACUCCCAGGAGCUGCUCAAGGAAAUGAAGCCGGCGCUCAGGACCAAACUCACUCUGGUCAUCCGCAACUUCAUGGAUCGCAUAUUCGCCAAGAUUCCGCUGGACGAGUGGAUCAACCUGAAUUAGAAUGUAGUUUCUCUAGUCUAAGACCUUAUUUAUUGCACACAGUUCCGCGAAAUAUACCAAGUAAAUCGAC
Molecule: messenger RNA, 1211 nt
Organism: Drosophila melanogaster (fruit fly)
Lineage: Eukaryota; Metazoa; Arthropoda; Insecta; Diptera; Drosophilidae
Gene: Jhbp2
Product: juvenile hormone binding protein 2
Exons: 6
Coding region: 392-1141 (249 amino acids)
Biological process (GO): circadian rhythm
Source: RefSeq, marked reviewed